GUGCUGUAAUCCACAACACCAAGUGUCCAAUGUCGUAGGAGUUGGUAAGAUACCGCGGUGCCACCAUCUGACUGACCCCAAUUGGCAGGUUCAGACUGCGCAGGAUCCUGAGCUGUAAACAAGCAGAGAGAGGAAUUCAGCGAGAUCCACACAUUACAACCAACAGCAGGCCCAUGUAAAUUACAGACCUGGGGAACCAGAUGAGUCCAAGAUGCUCAGUUUUGGAGAAAAUGACCUUCUCAUACAAAUCAUAAAGUGGUCGCCAUGGUAACUGUAGGUCAUCCCUUGACAGAAGUUCCUUCUUCCUGUUUGAAAAGAAGACAAUUAUUAUCUGUCAAGUCCGUUUAUAAGCAUUUCAGUGACAGUAACUUUCGCCCAACUCAUUUGAGCAGCGCCACCACAAGGAGACAUCAAGUAACAACACCCAGUGAGUGGAACUGAAGGGGACUGUUUACUUUCGAGCACCUAGUUUUAUUCAUUAAAAUAUCAAUAUUUGCCCUAGCGUAUAGAUUGUGGUACUGCACAAGAAAGGACGACUAUUUAUGAACAAAUGGAUAUUUUGACGCACCUCUAGUGUGUGUUAAUCAGUUUGGUUGACAUCCCAAAGAGGUAGCCCACAAUGUUCAACCAGUUAAUCAUAUAAUAACAUCUCAGAUUUAUUGUGUUCCACUGGAGGACACAAGGGCAAUGACAAUGAUUACUAUUAUUUACCUUGAAUUUGCACAAUUCUCUCAAGGAUUUUUAAGGGGAAAAUGUCAAUAAAUAAAGAAUAAAUCCCUUGUGGCAAAAGUGGCAGAAAACUAUUUAAAUCUCAAAUGUCUUCAACUUCUGCUAACGCAACAAUGUAAUAAUAAAAGGGACAUUUUCUGCACAAAUAGUAUUUUACAUUUGAUUUAACUAAAAGUGUGAAUUCAUUUGAUUGUCACAAUUGUGUGUGCCCAUGUUGCUGUAUUCUGAUUUUCAUUUCCACGCCAUCAAUGUCAAAAUAUCAAGCAGCUAUUCAGAAAGUAGGGUGAAAUUGUUGUUGUACCUGAGAGAUUGAUCACAAAGAACAAUUUCAAAUAACUUCCACAGCAUGAAAGGGAAUUCACAAUGCAGCCAUUGGUGUUUUGACAAGAGAGAAAAGGCUGCAGUUGGUUUGGAGUUUUCUUUUGAACUAUGAUGUUUCACAUUCAUUUUACAGACCCAAAUUUUGAUGCAUCUGUUCUGAAACACCAGUAUGUCUAAGUGAGAGGUGAGUGAAAAAUCCACUGUAGUGUGUCAUGUGACGUGGCAUCAGUUUACCUCUUGUAGCACAGUAAUGUUUGCUCACAGCACUCCUCUGUGAUCUCAUUAUACUAAAGGAUACCAAAGGACAUAUGAGGUCAGUGUGGGAGUUACCUGCUUUCUGGGGUCAAAAGCUAUUUUCCUAUAAAAAUGUUGGUGUGACAAUGCUUGUCAAUCCCUCCAUCCCACCCAAAUGUCCUUCUCCCCAGACACAUCCUCCAGCUUCACCCGGGAAAUCGCAAGCCAUUACUUCACAAGCAAAUACUGAAGAUAAGACAAAGCUAGGUGGGGUGUAUCAUCAUCUUGUGCAUGUUCUGAACCUGCCUCUGGAUCCAUAGGCAAUCUUCCUCUGUCCUGAUCAGCAGGUGAAUGAGCAGCCUGGCGUAGCUCUGCAUCAUAUGCGGCUCCAGGUUCGGCAGUGUGACCAACUCAUAGAGCAACUUGAUGAAGAAAAUGUGGUCAUCUUUACUGAACCUCCGGCCAUAGAGCUUCAGAUAGCUGUGGUCUUGUAGGUGGACCUUGCUCCAGCACUUACGAGAAGAGUUUCCUGCACCAGAAAGCGACUCCAGGCCACAUCUCUCUGAGGAGAACAGCCCGGGACAAGCCCGAUUUGAUCCCCGCCAGCAGCUGCGUGGCCUCCCGGUCCAAGCGGCCGGAUUUCUUCUGGAUGACAAAUUGUUGAGGAAACUUUGCUGGUGGUCCCCCCCUGAUCCGAUCACCAAGGUGAGAAGGGAACAAGGAGAUGAGGGAAUAAGGAAAAGGGAGAAGGAGGCAGACUUUCCAUCACUGCCCCUGUGGAGCUGCAGCAGGGACGAGCCUACCAGCUGUGAUUUCUUGUCGUGAGAAAGGCAGAGCUGCGAGGAAACGCAGGAAUGAGUCUACUGAGAGGUUUCUCCUGGCUUUUGAUAUUCCUCUAUGCAGGUGUAGAUGGUGCAAAGGUCGACAAUGUGUCGUUUCAAAUCUGUCGACAUCCAUGUGAGGACCUGGUGAUUUUGCUGACUGAGAUCCAGGGCCUGCGUCUUGUGACCAACAACCUGCUCGAAGAUCUGGAAAGAGUAUUAAAAGAAAAUGAAGAGAUGCGCUUAUCUUUGGCAGACCUGAGCAACAGCAGCAGUAACAACAUCAGCAGACAGAACAGCAGCAGCAGCAGCAGUAGCAGCAGCAGCAGCAGUAGUAGCAGUAGCAGUAGCAGCAGCAGCAGCAGUAGUAUCAGUAGCAGUAGCAGCAGCAGCAGCAGCAGCAGCAGCAGCAGCAGCAGCAGCAACCGAAACCGAGAUGGAGACAGCAGUGAUGGCAAUGAUCUUGACAGAGACGGAGGCAGAGACAGAGACGGAGAGCUGUGGUGUGUGCAGGAUGGACGAGUGUAUGAGCAGGGAGAGGAUUGGGAGGUUGACAGCUGCACCUCCUGUACAUGCCAGGAUGGAGAGGCAGUGUGUCAGCAGGUGUCUUGCGCUCCUGUAUCCUGCAUAAAUCCAUCCUUUAUUGAUGAAAAGUGCUGCCCUGUCUGUCUCGAUAACGAAGAUGGCUGGUCCCCAUGGUCUGAGUGGACCCACUGCUCUGUCUCCUGUGGACGUGGAGGGCAGCAAAGGGGCCGAUCGUGUAACAGCAUCAUGCCGUCCUGUGCCGGUCCAUCGGUUCAAACCCGCAGCUGCAUGCCAAUGAAGUGUGACCGCAAGGUGCACCUUGAAGGGAACUGGGGCCAUUGGUCGCCUUGGUCUGCGUGUACAACCACAUGUGGAGAAGGAAGCAUCACGCGUGUACGUCUGUGCAACAACCCUCCGCCAGUGAAAGGCAGCAGAGGGUGCUCAGGCAGCGCCAGAGAGACACAACCGUGCAACAACACACUCUGCCCCAUUGCUGGAGGGUGGACAGGCUGGACUGAAUGGUCACUGUGCUCAGAAUCUUGUGGAGGAGGCCUUUCAAGUCGCCAGAGAGAGUGUUUGAAACCUGCCCCACAGAAUGGUGGGAAGCCUUGUGCCGGAGACACUGUCGACUACGAAGCUUGUAACAAACAACCGUGUCCUAUAGACAUGUGCCUGUUGUCAAAUCCAUGUUUUCCUGGUGUGGCGUGCACAUCACGCAGCGAGGGAUCAUGGGAAUGUGGACAAUGUCCGUUGGGUUUACAAGGCAAUGGCACUCACUGUGAAGAUGUAAAUGAGUGUGAAGUGGACGGUGUGUGUGUUACAGAGUGUGUAAACACAGACCCUGGGUUCUACUGUCUGCCCUGUCCUCCUCGAUAUAAAGGCACACAGCCAUACGGCCUUGGACUACAAGAAGCCCUGAAAACCACUCAGGUGUGUGAGCCAUACAAUCCUUGCAAAGAUAACACACACACCUGCCACAAGUAUGCUGCGUGUGUGUACCUGGGCCUGGCCUCUGAGGUUUUGUACAGGUGUGUGUGUGCUGUCGGAUUUGCUGGUGAUGGCUUUUUGUGUGGCGAGGACUCUGACCUGGACGGUUGGCCCAACAACAGACUGACCUGCAAGAAAAAUGCAACCUAUCACUGUCAGAAGGAUAAUUGCCCAAUGUUGCCAAACUCUGGACAAGAAGACCUGGACAAAGACGGACAAGGCGACGCCUGUGAUCCUGAUGACGACAAUGACAGCAUCAUAGAUGAGAGGGACAACUGCCCACUGGUGUUCAACCCACGGCAGUAUGACUCAGACAGAGAUGGCGUUGGGGACAGCUGUGAUAACUGUCCGUUUGAGAGCAACCCACUGCAGAGAGACACCGAUGACAACGGAGAGGGAGACGCUUGCAGCAUUGACAUUGAUGGAGAUGAGGUUCUGAAUGACCGCGACAACUGUCCCUCAGUCUACAACACUGACCAGAGGGACACAGAUAUGGAUGGUGUUGGAGACCAGUGUGACAACUGUCCCCUUCUACACAACCCACUGCAGCUGGACUCUGACAGUGACCUGGUUGGGGACAUGUGCGAUGACAAUGAGGACAUUGAUGAGGACGGCCACCAGAACUCUCUGGACAACUGUCCCUAUGUUGCCAACAGCAACCAGGCCGACCACGAUAAAGAUGGGAAGGGAGAUGCGUGUGACCACGAUGAUGACAAUGACGGAAUCCCAGACGAUCGUGACAACUGCAGACUGGUGUCCAACAGGGACCAGAUGGACACUGACGGUGACGGCAGUGGAGAAGCCUGUUUUGAUGACUUUGACAAUGACACUAUUCCAGACGCGCUGGAUCCCUGUCCACUGAACCAGGAUAUUGGUUCUACAGACUUCAAGAAGUUUCAGGUUGUUUUGCUGGACCCUAAAGGCACAACGCAGUCUGACCCCCUGUGGGUGAUCCGCAGCCAGGGCACAGAGCUGCUGCAGACGGCCAACUCGGACCCUGGAAUCGCUCUCGGAUAUGACAAGUUCAGUGCUGUCGACUUCAGUGUGACAUUUUAUGUGAACACCAACCGAGAUGAUGACUACGCCGGCCUUGUGUUCGCCUACCAGUCUAGCCAACGCUUCUAUGUUGUGAUGUGGAAACAGGUGUCUCAGGCCUACUGGGAGAAAAAGCCCUCUAAAGCUUUUGGCACAGCGGGAGUUUCCAUUAAACUGGUCAACUCCAGCACAGGACCUGGGGAGUAUCUACGCAAUGCACUCUGGCACACCGGAAAUACCAGAGACCAGGUCAGAACACUGUGGCAUGACCCCAAUAAAACUGGAUGGAGGGACUACACAGCUUACCGCAUGCACCUGAUUCACAGACCCAAGACUGGGUUCAUCAGGGUGGUGGUGUAUGAGGGCAGGGAGAUUUUGACUGAUUCAGGAGCAGUGUAUGACCACACACUGGCUGGAGGCAGACUGGGAUUGUUUGUCUUCUCUCAGGAGCGCGUCCUCUUCUCAGACCUCAGAUAUGAGUGUAGAGAUAACUGAUGUUUUUUGCUAAAAAUAUUCAGAAAAAAGCUUCAACAUCCCUCCAGAGAUGCACACAGAAAAUCUUAAGACAACUGAGAUGCACCAGACGCAGCCAAGCCUGUCAGUUAGUGGCAAUCAUCUAGCAGCUUUUUAUGCAGCAGCAUUGAUUUCAGACUGUCUCAUUCGCUGUAUGUAUCUGUGGACUCUGACAGCAUCUCUAAUGAAACUCAUUCUCACUGCUUCCUUUUGUGCUUUCCUUAAAGUUGUAAAUAAUUAUUUAUUGUCAGAUACCCGGUGUGACAGAGAGACGUGCGAGGACGACGGAGAAAGUGGAACAAAUGUCUGGUAUCUUAAUAAUAAAAUACAGUUUUUAUCCAGUU
Molecule: messenger RNA, 5509 nt
Organism: Solea solea (common sole)
Lineage: Eukaryota; Metazoa; Chordata; Actinopteri; Pleuronectiformes; Soleidae
Product: thrombospondin-2-like
Exons: 28
Coding region: 2139-5147 (1002 amino acids)
Biological process (GO): cell adhesion; negative regulation of angiogenesis
Cellular component (GO): extracellular region
Molecular function (GO): protein binding; calcium ion binding
Source: RefSeq, a predicted model, not a curated record